This is a messenger RNA of Labrus mixtus (cuckoo wrasse), 1146 nucleotides long. RefSeq lists its product as uncharacterized. Lineage: Eukaryota; Metazoa; Chordata; Actinopteri; Labriformes; Labridae. Bases 175 to 804 code for a protein of 209 amino acids. The record is from RefSeq and is a predicted model, not a curated record. The transcript is spliced from 2 exons.
UGUUAGAGCUCCUCGUAUCUGUGGUAUCAGACCACAAGCCCUGAAAUAACCAGACCAGCGAUAGACCCAUAAAGGGGGUCAGGAAGUGAGCUCAGAGCGUAUCAAGAGGUCGACUGCAACAGUUGUCCCACGGCAUCCUCCAACAAAGACCAAAGAACUAGACUACUUCAGGUCAUGAUGGAAAGCACAAGAACCUUUUGUCUGUUUCUGCUGAUCAACCAGCUGACACUCUGUCCUACCCAUGCAGACCAUUCAACCACACUGCUGUACUCCUCGGCAGCAAAAGAUCAAGGUGGGACUUCAACCCCUGCUUCGGGUCCCAACUUCACCACCAUCGACCACCCAAACUAUUUUGAUACAGACACAAACGGCACCCGAGCUGACUGCCUAAUCGACACUGAGAUGGGUCUUAUUGCUUUGGGUUGUGCAGGGGGGCUGAUUGUCUGUCUGCUGGUAACCACAGUGGUACUGGCAUGUCAGGUCUGGCACCUUCAGCACCGGGUGCAUGUCCCAAGAACCUCAAGGUCCAACCUGGACUUGGUGGGCAGUGCGAGCUACUGGGGCGACGACCGUCCUGAGGCUCAAGGACUGAUCGGUCCGUGUGAUGCCAGCGUAAUGCUUGAGGAGGUGAGAUCAGACAGCAAGGAGGAGGAAGAGAGUCAGGCUGAAAUACAAGAAGAAGGCGGAGCCGCAGCGAUGGCUUUCAAUCUUGAAGAUAAGGCCGGUCAGAUGCAAAGCUCUAGCUCCAGGGACUCCUGUCUGGAGAUUCCCAGAGAUCUUGAGGACAUGCCCCUUGUUGUGUGAGGAGGUAACCCCAACUCGGAGAGACCAGCGCACCCAAAAUCUUCCAUCGAGACAAAAAGCAGCCAAUUCAGCUGAUGUGUUGUGGUAGCAGGUUCUUCUUCUUUCCAGUUUAUGACAACUCACAAAAAGUUAACUUUAAUGUCAGUAAGAUAUCGCACUGCCUGGGCAUCGAUCUCAAGUUAGAUUACUGGUGCCAACACAUAACCCAUCAGGACCGUUUUUGAAUCCUUUCCUUUGAGAAAUAUAAAAAAAAUUGAAAAAAACGUGUGACUGAUGUUAGCUAAAGACCCAUAAAUAUUUGUCAUAUGAAAAGCCAUUUUGAAGGGCGGUGACUCAACAAAG